AUGUCCCAAGUUGUGCAACAAAUUCGCGACAAGUUUGAAGUGGUGCUUGCUUCUUCAUCUCCGAGAAGAUAUGAGAUAGUGACGGAGGUUAUGGGGUUCUCGCAAGUAAAGUUGAUGAAACCAUCAUUUGAAGAGAACCUCGACAAAUCGUUGUAUGAGGGAAAGCCAAUCAAGUACGUGCAUGACACGAGCAAAGGCAAAGCUUUGGGAAUCAUUGAGGAUCUGGGAAAGUUGGCAUGCGGCUAUGCCCAAAAACCGAAACUAGUUAUCUGUGCGGACACUGUUGUAAUUGAUAGCGAUAAUACCAUUCAUGAAAAGCCUCAAGUACCUCAAAGGCAAUUGACCAAUUUGCUGGACUUCCGCGACAGCGACGAUCCCGUAAAAGUUGUUACGAGCGUAACUUUAAUCAAGUGGCAAGGUCCUGAUGACUACACGUUGGAACAAUUUGAGGAGAUAUCCGAAGUAUACUUCGAUCCCGACUUCCCGCUAUCUAUACUGUAUGACUAUGUUGACUCUAAAGACGCUCUGGACGUAGCUGGUGGGUUCAAAGUACAGAGUUUUGGCGGAGCGAUGAUUUCUAAGAUCAAUGGCGACUUUUAUAACGUAGUGGGACUUCCCCUAAACAAGACUUUUAAGGCAUUGUACAAGGCAGCUUUUCCCUUGGAACAAUGA
This is a messenger RNA of Lachancea nothofagi CBS 11611, 672 nucleotides long. NCBI's taxonomy places the organism in Eukaryota, Fungi, Ascomycota, Saccharomycetes, Saccharomycetales, Saccharomycetaceae. The record is from the annotation of a GenBank genome assembly.